UGGAAGAAAUGUCGGAAAUAAACCUCCAAAUACCGCAGAGCUGCAGACAACGAUAAGCCUGCCAAGUGUCGCCUCAGUGUGGACAAUUUAUGGUGGGUGUGUGAGCAGAGAGCUAGCUGUUGAUGACUAGCUAUAAAGAUUCUUCGCACGGUGGGUGACGGAUCUAAGCGGAGGCUAGGAAACAAAGGAGGCAGGCAAAAAGGGAGGAGUAAAUGAGAGAGAGGGAACGUGCAAUAGAUAAAGCUGCAGCCAGGACCAUGAGCUGCACCCUUGUGACUGCAUCUUAUGAUUCGCUGCCUGCUCAGUUGAGUCCUCAUCGGGUAAAAGAUCAACACUUUGCUCGGAGGCUUUCAUCUCCACAUGGUUUGGGAGCCCGCACCUCAUCAGCCGUGCCUCGUCGUCCUUUAGCUCUGCCUGGAUAUCCACUUUCUUUCCUCCAGGAGCCAAACAACCUCAACAAUCAUCAUCAGCCUCUCUCCCUGUCACUGGGUUCCAAAGCCUCGCUGGCGCCCCCUGUGCCUCAGGCAGACCCUGCCCCACCAUGCUGCCAAACGGUGGGCAUUGUGCCACUGCUACGUGUGGCACUACUCAUCUUCAGCUGCCUCUUCUGGGCAGGCGGGUUGGCGAUCUUCACCUUAGGAGUCUGGGCACAAGUGUCCCUGGCUGACUACAUGCUGCUUUCAUCUAACCACUACCCCAACGCUCCAAUGAUACUCCUAGCUACAGGUGCUGCUAUCACCUCUUGGGGUUUCCUGGGUUGCCUGGGUGUGGCAGCCAACUUGCCCUGUCUUCUCCGCAUCUUUGGAUUCUUCCAGCUGGCUGUGCUCAUGGGGGGAUUGGCUGCUGGACUUUCAGGACUCUUCUACAGGCAAGACAUCGCUGGAGGUUUCCGCAGCGGGCUACAGAGGGCAGUGGAGGGCUACGGAGAUGACGAAGGACGUGCUGACGCUCUGGACAGCCUUCAGAGGGCGCUGAAGUGCUGCGGGGCAGAGAGCUGGCAGGACUGGCUCCUGUCUGACUGGGCUGUACAGGAUGCUGUAUCACUGACAAGUAGCUCAGGCAAUGACACGGAUUAUGUGUCUGUACCGGACAGUUGUUGCAUACGGCGCAAAGGCUGUCAGAACAGGCCGUUGCCAGAAAGAGGAACUGGUAGCAUUGAAGGUGUGGGGAUUCACCCACAUGGUUGCUUUAAGAAAGUCUUUAGUUUUGUCAAUGAUAACAUCUUUCACAUUGCUGCUACUGUCCUAACUCUUGCUUUUACCCAGGUGGUGGGUAUAAUUCUGGCAUGCCUGCUCGCCAACCGCCUACCUUCUCAGCCUCAUAGGCAAGGCCACUAAGAAAUUCCAGGUCAGUAUCAGUUGUUCUAUGAAAAGCCCUGUUUAGAUGGACGUAGACUGUACUUAGAUACAUUUUAAUCUUAAAAAAAAGCAUUUUUAGUAAAAAAAACAAAAAACAAAAAACAAUCAUUAAUAGCACUUCUCUACCAAGCAGUGUGGUUCAGUAUGGUUCAACAACAAAUCCAAACCCAGGGCUGUUUAUACACUGGCCUGUCCUUCCCCACCACAUAACCUGAAAAGUAGAUUCCAGUUUCUUUGGAGGUUGUCGAGUCGUAAUGAACUAUUUUGAAACAAAACAGAAAUCCCAAAUGUCUCCAAAAUGUGCACUAUAUGUGAGGGUACUAGAUAGGGUGUUCAGCUCCAUUCUUACAGUAUAUCUAAUAUAGGAAGCAAAUCAUUUGAAUAGGAAUUCAUUUGGGAUUUGUCAUAGAACAUGUAAAAGAAAUGUAAAAUAAAUAAUAAUAGUGAUAAGAAAACAUUAGAGUGGGUAAAUAAAUACAAACAAAAUCUGCGAGAUUCAAUUACUGUGAUGUUGCCAGACUUUUUAAAAUAGCAAGAAAAUUUGGUAGGCUUCCCCUACUAUCCUUUUGGUGUGUUGAGAGGUGAGUUUAAUCACAAACUCAGUUUGUCAGAGUUAGAUAAGUAGAUGGUUUAGAUUCAUUUUUAGCUCUACUCCUAUGUCCCGGAUCAGGUUGCAUGGCACCUGGGCAAAACGGGUAAUGAAUUUUAGCAUGGUUAUUUAAGUACAGAACGGGUGGCAUGGUAGUGGAAAUAGCAGUAGCAUGGAGUAACUAUGGGCAGUUCGACGAGCUCAGUCGUGCCGCACCAUCUGGUAGAAACACUAUAAUGUUAUAACGUAAAGCAUCGUAAGGUUAAAUGGUGUCCAAUAAAUGUGCAAAACAGGACCAAAAACUGAUGUGAAGAUACAAAGGUGUUUUGAGCAUCGGCACAAACAAUGCAUUCUGAACGAUUCUCUGAAACCCACUGUUAUCUAUACUGCAUAAGAUUUAUG
Messenger RNA from Ictalurus punctatus (channel catfish), 2349 nucleotides. Its product is annotated as tetraspanin-7. The transcript has a single exon. Gene Ontology annotation, cellular component: membrane. NCBI's taxonomy places the organism in Eukaryota, Metazoa, Chordata, Actinopteri, Siluriformes, Ictaluridae. Bases 213 to 1337 code for a protein of 374 amino acids. The record is from RefSeq and is a predicted model, not a curated record.